CGCCAGCCUUGCCCCUGUACCUUUGUCGUCCAUGGAUGUUGAUCAAUGGUGUAAGCUGUUACUACUACGCCGUAGUAGUAGUUAGUGGUGAUGAGUGCCAAGAUCAAUCCUGAGCCAUCCUUUACGGCACAUUUGACGAAGAAUAUUGGUCAUAAGGCCCCGACUACAACGUACUCUGAACAUCUAAGAUCAUUUUAGUGGCAAUGCUUACCGAUUAUUCAUCAAUUAUGUCUAAUUAUUUACUGACAUUACGAGGUGCAGGAAAUUGUCAUCUUUUAUAAAGGGGAUCGUUAUCGGCAUAAAUACCCAGGCGUUAUGAACUAAUGGAUGUUAUACAGAUAGUGAUGCCACUAAAUAUUAAGCAUAAUAGGCAUUAGGAUCCUCCUAUUUAAUGGGGACCUUUAGCGGCCUGCCAGUUUCAUGGUUCAGGGGCCACCCCAGUUUUACAGUACACUAUAGGCUACUGGCCACGCACCUAUCAGCCCUAUUAAUAAACCACCAAAGCCGCCUGCACCUUAACUUACACCUCAUUCCUUCAACGUUGCCAAAGUAGAAAAGGGAUUAACUAGCUCCUCCCUUUUACUGAAAUUUCACUGACAAGUGUACACAAAGAUAAUUUUACAAGAUAGCUAAAGAAAGAAUCAUCACAUCAUGUUGUACGAGUUUGCCCUGAGGGCAUUGCAGCCCCGUGACUUAUCCCAGAAUGCGGCCAUAUCACGACUCCUUUCGACCCGGGCUGUCUCUAUAGUACCACCCGCUGAUGACCCAAGUCCGGCCAAAGCUGUGAUUGGGUUGGUGAUGCUGAUACUGAACAUCGUCGUUGGCCUCUUUACCUUUUUGAUGCUCUUUUACACCCUGCAUUAUGUCUUCCCAACUUUAGCUGUUGUGGAAGGUGAUCCUCCACCGACAUAUAUCCUGGUACCCACAUCUGGCAAGGACACCAAGGAGAGCAGGGAAGCAUUCAUUGUCGAAGAGGCCCCGGAACCGCCAUCAGAGCCCAUCACUUCGAGUCUCGGGUCCACCUUCAGCCUCCUACGAUCCAUCGGCGGCUUCGACUCCCUCUUCCGCGGAUUCAGCUGUUUCCUCGCCAACGGCGUCUUCGGGUUCGUCCUCGCCAUCGUCCUCGCCUCCUUCGUGCCCCUCGUCUUCGCCAUCACCGGGCCCAUCUUGAUCUCCCUGGCGCUCAACACGACCUGGACCCACAUCGUCAUCUCAGCGCCCAGCGACAAGUACUUCUGGCAGCGGAUGCCCCGAUUCGGCCUCAUGCUCCGCGCCACCGCCCUGCCGACCCUGCUCUCCUUCGCCGCCACCAUGUUCACGCAGAAGGCCCCCAUCGUGCUCGCACGAACCCUCCUGGCCGCCCAGCCGAACCCCGGCGACCCCAACCACGCCGUGCUCGUCCUGGUCCUCUACUUCGCGCUCUCCGUCUUCGUCGCGGCCCCCAUCCACAUGAACCUCACCCGCGUCCAGGCUUCCCUGCUCCCCGAGGGCGAAGAGACGAUUGUCCCGCUGGACAGCGCGCUGACGCUCCACAGGGCGAAGGGCAGGGAGUACAUGUCCAUGCUCGAGGCGCUCAUGACGUUCCCGCGAAGCGCGUGGAUCAGGGUGCUGGCGUUGUACGCUAAGAUUUUCGCGAUCACGGUCUUGACGCAUUGUGCUAUUGGGGCUUUGACGGCGGCGGAGUUCUUCUUGUACAGUCUCUUGUAAAAGGCUCGGGUCGUUUGGUCGGGGGAGCUGUAGAUAUCGAUAAGAAAAGAAAGGGGGUCUCUCAGUUGCCUCGAUAGGUCACUCGUGAUGUAAAUAAACAUAAAUUGUCUUUUGUCUUUGCUCGGUUCGAUCGUUUGGGGAUUCGAUUAACGGCCUGUUAUGUAUAUGUUUGUUGAUGUUUAUAGGCGCCUGUGUACUGGCACCUGUGUAUGUGGUACCUGUGUAUGUAGGUCGGCAUCGUCAAGUAUUCACAUCUAUGUUAAAGACUCAUGGGCUAAGGUGAGGUACCUAAGUAGG
This is a messenger RNA of Hypoxylon fragiforme, 2004 nucleotides long. RefSeq lists its product as uncharacterized. The coding region runs from base 652 to 1707 and encodes 351 amino acids. The transcript has 4 exons. NCBI's taxonomy places the organism in Eukaryota, Fungi, Ascomycota, Sordariomycetes, Xylariales, Hypoxylaceae. The record is from RefSeq and is a predicted model, not a curated record.